Messenger RNA from Cottoperca gobio, 1893 nucleotides. RefSeq names its product tumor necrosis factor receptor superfamily, member 1B (gene tnfrsf1b). Lineage: Eukaryota; Metazoa; Chordata; Actinopteri; Perciformes; Bovichtidae. The record is from RefSeq and is a predicted model, not a curated record. Bases 156 to 1637 code for a protein of 493 amino acids. Gene Ontology annotation, molecular function: protein binding. The transcript is spliced from 9 exons.
UUAGAGCCUCCCUGCUAGUUUCCUUCCUCCAAACACUCGACUCAGUUCAAGGAAAUGGCUCCUGUUCGCACAAACUGCUGAUCCGCCUUUAUAAAAUAAUCAGUACAGUGUACACGCUGGUGGCUGAAUGCUCUACAGUCUUCAACCAAGAGGCAAUGAAGGGGAUACUUGUACUGCUGGUUCUGCUGAACGUCCAAACUACCAAGGUCUGCUCUCAGCCCUAUCACGCAGACUCAGAUGGAAACUGUCUGAACCGAACAACAGAGUACCUGUUAGAAGGUUCUGGCCUGUGUUGCAAGAAGUGCCACCCUGGACAGAGGCUGAUACAAGAAUGCUCUGAAACUAAUGACACUGUAUGUGAACAAUGUCCAACACGCCAGUACAUGGAGAAAUGGAACUACGCUAAAAACUGCUUUAGCUGUACCAAAUGCAGAACAAAUAAAGGUCUGCAGGAUGCCAAGAACUGCUCCUCUACUGCAAGGUCAAGGUGUGAGUGCAAGCCAAGGAUGUAUUGCAUCAUGGAAUUUGAUGACCCGUACUGCUCAGCAUGUAGCAGGUACACGCAAUGCAGAGCUGGUUAUGGAGUGUCUUUGCCAGGGACAGGAUACUCCAAUGUGAAGUGUGAACAAUGCCCCGACGGCACGUUCUCUGACGUUUACUCCAUGGACCCCUGUCGGCCUCAUACAAACUGCCAUGGGAGGACUGUUGUCAGGAAAGGUGAUGCGACCUCAGACACCAUGUGUGAACUUGAGGUUUUUAAAUCCACUUUGCAGCCUCAAACCUCAACGAAAGAGCCUCGCGCUGAGAUGGUGUUCACAAGCGCAAGUGAAGGGAUGAGUACAGUCUCAGCGACCUCAAACACUAAGACUCCACGUGGACCGACAGACUCCACGCUGUCUUUCAGCCCGUCCGUUCCAGAGAUAGUACUCACCCAUUUGACAAAACCCCCGCCACCAAGCAUAGCAUUCGACAGUACACUGGCUGUGGUCAUUGCCGUUGUUACAGUUAUACUUUGCAUCGCUAUCAUUCUUCUGAUCCUUUAUAAACAAGUCUGGAAGAAAGACGCUAAAAGAUUUCAUCCUAAAGUAGAUGCGAAUGGAAAUUGUGAGAGUGGUGAUAAAAUCAAUCCGGGUUAUUUGGGGGAAACACAGCUGACUUCAAUCAUAAAAAGCUUACCGGAACAACAAUGUCUGCUGCAGAACGGGCAAGCCUGCAGUGACCACAGUCAGUGCAAUAACAAUACUGAAACGUUAACCCGAACAGACGGCUACAGCAGCCAGGAGUCCAUCGGUCCUUUGCAAUCCAACUUAGCUCUUCACAAUCUAGACUCUGCUUUGUCGGAGCCCAUGACUUUAAAAUCAAACACAGAGCCCGUCACCCCCCAUCCCAGCGUCCCCACACAGUCCUCCUCUCAGCCAACCAGCCCACAGGUCAUCAGCCCUGUGACCACCAAUCCCCACUACAACGUCAGCAUCACUGUGAACAUAGGAGACGGGGCUUGUACGAUACCGUCUGGCACGUCCACAGACACUAAACUCCGCUUUGGAGAGGAAGAGGAGUCCUUUAGCAUCCCGCAGCAAGAAGCCGGCAAAGAAUCACUAAUGUCAGUGCAGGAGAGUGAAAGUUACAGCACAUGAAGAGUCAGCUGCACGAGAGACUGAUGAAUACAUUUUUUUUUCUUUCUGUCAUGAUGCAACAUUGAAAACAAUCUGAAUGGCUACAAGAUGCACUUGUACGUAUGGCUUGUCUUUAUGAGGACAAGACAAGCUUUGUGUCCAUAUGAAAGUCCUCUGUCACUGUGUUUAUAUGUAUAUACAGAGAAUAAAGGUGUAAAUAUUGUCUUUACUUUAGUUGCCUGGCUAUAAGUAGUUGUAAAUAAAAAAUGGAUAUAAA